GUGCCAGUGGAACCGGCGUGAUUCACAUUACGAUCCGUCCUUAAAGCCUCUCUAGUCUUACUGGCCUCCCAUCUGCGCUCACAGAAGGCUUUCAAGCUGCACUUCCCUCCUCAUCCCUCUUCCAUCAGUGAACCGGUCUGGAGAGCGAGUUGAACAAAGCCAUGGGAGAGAGAGAGAGAGAGUGAGGAGCUUUUGGGAAGAAAUGUCUCUCACUGACUCUGUCGCCUGGACAACCGGUUAAGAGAAGAGAGAAAGGGAGGCAACAACAGAAGCAUUCGGAGCAUAAAAGGAGAGGAAAACAUCACAUUAUUAACGGCUGCUGUCAGAGCAUUGCUGUGGUUUGGUUGGAAAAGCAUGGAAGAGGUGAAAUUCCAGAGCAGAAGUUCACAUUAAAAGUGGACCCAAGAGGCCUGAACGCUCUACCUGUAUCAUCAUCAUCAUCAUCAUCUUCAGGUGCCAGCAUGGAGCUGGAGGAUGAGCCGCCGCUGUUUCAGACAAGAUGGAGAGAAGGAGGGGAGGAGGAGGAGGAGGAGGAGGGCCAGGAGGAAGAGGAUGCAGUAACGCACAGAGCUGGACAGACCUGUUUCUCUGGGGAGACGAGGAUGCAGUGGAGGGCACUGGCAUGGGUGUACACUCAGCCCUGGGCCAGUGGGGGGGUUUUAGGGAUAGCUGUCCUGCUACCGUGUGCCCUGUUUAUCUACAUGUUCCUCUACUGCCCCCCACUGGAUAUAGACCUCUCCUACAAUGCCUUUGAAGUUCAUAGUCAUUUCUCUGCUGAGCGGUUUGAUGCCCUCACCAUCGCUGUCAAGACCCAGCUGGGGUCGUGGGACAGACGUAGGCGUGACUUGCACAGCAGUGAGUCAGCGGCCCUACGGGACCUCCUGGUGGAGAAGCUAAGUGGACAACGAGAUGGAGCAUUUAACAAGACAGUUAACGAUGGGGGGACAUCUGCCGGCCCUCAAAACAGCCCUUUACAAAGUCGAGAUGAUCAGAAGAGAGGACUUGAAGCAAGCAGAGAUAAAAGGUCAGUGCCUGAUGUGACUCGGAAGGAAUUGGAGCAGCACAAAAACUCAGAGCACAGAGUAAAGAAACAGGAGGAGACGUCAGAGGAGGGAAAGGCCGCCUUAUCCAGGAGGAAGCCCAGGUUAGUGCCAAAUUACUACCUGCAGAGCCAGGCUCUGUGGAGGAUUGAGCUGGUGUUUGUUGCUCAAGGGCAGGGCGAUCGCAACAUCUUCACUCCGGAGCGACUACAAACCAUCCACCAGGUGGAGCGGCUGCUUAUGCAGCACCCACAGUUUCACCAGUUCUGCUGGAAGCCCCUGGAGGUUUUGAGGGAUCUGCCGCUGGGUCCAUCCUACUGCUCCCCACCCAGCUCACUCCUGUCGUACCUCUUCCCCAGUGAACGGGGAGGAAAGAUCUACUAUGAUGGCAUGGGCCCAGACUUGGCUGACAUUCACGGUUCUCUGCAUCUGGCCAUCACCCACCCUCAGUUCUACUGGUAUGUGGAUGAGAGUCUGUCACCUGAGCAUCUGUCCUCCUCUCUCCUACGCAGUGAGAUCCACUUUGGUGCUCCUCUUCCAUCGUACUGUUCCCUCCAGGACCGAGCUGAGGAGCAGAGAACCCGCUUCAAAAACUUUGUUGUUCAGUAUGCUAAUAUCCUGGCCAAGCAGUCCACCAGCCAGGUGAAGGUGCUGUACGGCGGAACAGAGCUGUUUGAUGAUGAAGUGAGACACACCUUCCACAAUGACAUGAUGCUGGCUGUCAUCAGUGGAGCCUGCAUUUCUCUGCUGGUUUUUGUCCUCACCUCCUUUUCUGUUUUUCUGACUUUCUUUGGAUUGGCGAGCAUCGGACUGAGCUGCUUGAUGGCUCUGUUUUUGUACCACGUCGUCUUUGGUGUCAGAUAUUUGGGCAUUCUCAAUGGAGUGGCAGCCUUUGUUAUUAUCGGCAUCGGAGUGGAUGAUGUAUUUGUCUUCAUCAGCACCUUCAGACAAGCAUCUCACCUGCUGGAUCCUCACCAGCGUAUGAUCUACACCAUUAAAACGGCGGGCCGGGCCACAUUUCUCACCUCCUUCACUACUGCAGCCGCAUAUGCUGCCAACACUUUUUCUCAGAUCCCAGCCGUGCAUGACUUUGGCCUGUUCAUGUCCCUCAUUGUGAGCUGCUGCUGGCUUUGGGUUUCCAUCUUGAUGCCAGCGGCGUUGUGUAUCUGGACCCGCUGUGUUGAGCCUCACGAGCACGCCUGGUUGAACUGUUGGAAGUCAUUUUCUGGCCUGUCAGCGAGCCACAGCCCUUUGUCAGAUGAGGAUGAUGAUGUGGCACUUCUGUCAGUGGAGAUGGAGCCAGACUCCUAUGACACAGAAGGUGAUGCAGCCAUUCUGUCGCUGUCUGUGGAGACACAUCUGCCCCCUCCAGGGCAGCAGCACGUGGGUGUGGUCAGCACCAAUCUCCGCUGGGCCCUGAAGCAUUUGGUGGCAAAGCCAGCCGUGGAGAGACGCAAAGCUGUCCUAGGUGUCUUUCUUCUGGUUCUGCUGUUGUCUGCUGGGUGUUGCUGUCUUCUGAGGCCGGCCACUCACGCACCCUUGCUUUUCCGUCCUGACACCAACCUACAGAUGUUGCUGGCUCUGAGAAAUAACCUGAGUGGCCAAGGAAUCUCCUGCCCUAUGUGCUCAGGUGUGUUUAUGGAGAAGCCCUGCCCUUUGUACACACACACAACCUCAUCAGCACAAAGGUUUUCUGCACGUCAGCAGAACCCGAGCAUGUCGGCCUCCAGUGCUCGUCAGAGCUCAGUGAAACCAAAUACAAGCACCAACCAAACGGACGUUUUGCUUACAGUGUAUGUCUCAAAGUUGGACCUCGGAGCCUCGACCACACUUUACCGCUUCUCCCUUAAUGCCAGCGCUCAGUCCCCAUGGAAACAGUGCAGUGCAGCGCAUGAAGAGGUGUCAUUGUUUCAGGCUUAUAAUCAGCCGCACAGCAAUUACACCACACGGAUGACUGUGUGCGUUUCCAGCGUAUACCACCCUUACCCCAGCUGGAUGAUCACCUCAGGGUCAUGUGCCUCUCGGCUUGGCUGGAUACCAGAGUUUACCUUUUACGUAGCUUCAUCUGAGCAGCAGCACAGCAGGAGACUGUACUUUGCCCAGCAACGAUUAAGACCACAUCCAAGCCGAGUGUGCGCCAACCUACCAGGCUGUGGGAUCAGUUCUGGACCUGAUGGACCCACACAGGGAACCUUUUAUGCUCCACUUCCCAGUGAUUCCUCUUCAGCUUCUAAAAUGCUACAUUCAUCCAAAACAUUGGGCUUCGACCCAUGUAGCGGCGGUGUGUGUGGCCAGCCAGCGGUACGUCCUUUGGUCGACACUGGAGCAAUGGUUUUUGUAGUGUUUGGAAUCCUGGGAGUAAACCGAACUGAACACAAGGACAACCAUGUUAUUGGAGAUAUGGGCAGCAUUAUAUUGGAUCCAGAGUUUGACAUUUUCCAAGAAAUGGGGUAUCUUUGCAAAAUUUGCAAGGCUAUUGGUGCAAACAGACAACUUGUGAAGCCUGGAGGAGCCCAGUGUCUGCCUUCAGGAAAUAAGUUAUCUUCCAUUCUGCCUCUGCUGCAUCCUGACUGUCAUUCUCUGCCUGAACCAAACCUGCUCCCGGGUCAGCUGUCUCACGGAGCAGUGGGAAUGCACGGAGGGAAGGUCCGCUGGCUAUCGAUGGCCUUUGAGUCUACCACAUACAAAGGGAAGUCCUCCUUUCAGACCUAUUCAGAUUUCCUGCAGUGGGAGAAUUUCAUCCAGCAGCAGCUCUCUGCCCUUCCACAGUCUUCUGCCCUGCAGCGAGGUUUCCAGACCUGCGAGCACUGGAAGCAGAUCUUUAUGGAAAUCAUAGGUGUGGAGAGCGCCUUCUGGAGUCUGCUGCUAUCUCUGGCCAUCUGUGUGGGAGCUGUGUCUGUGUUUACUGCACAUGCACUGCUGCUUUUGCCAGUACUCAUCACCAUUCUCGGAGUCAUCUGUCUCGUGGUGGCAGUCAUGUAUUGGCUCGGCUGGGAGAUGGGAGCAGUAGAGGCAAUUUCUCUCUCGAUCCUCGUGGGUUCAUCGGUGGAUUACUGCCUGCACCUGGUGGAGGGAUACCUGCUGGCCGGGGAGACUCCACCCUCCUCGCCUGGUCACAGCUCGGAGAUGCUGAUCGUGAGGCAGAGGCGGACUCUCGAGGCAGUGAACCAAGUGGGUGUUGCCAUCGUGUCUAGCGCUAUCACCACGGUGAUCUCCACAGUGCCGCUCUUCUUCUGUGUCAUUGUGCCUUUUGCCAAGUUUGGCCAGAUAGUGGCCAUUAACACAGCCAUCUCCAUUUUGUUCACGCUAACCGUGACUGUGGCCAUAUUGGCAAGCGUGGCCCCUGCUGGCUUCAGCAGGCCCCCUUGUGCCGUGCUGAAGGCCAGCAUGGCCGUGAUGGCGGCUGCAGCAUUGGGAGGCACCAUGUACUGGGUUGGAGAACAACUGGGAGCAUUAACGUGGCCCACAAUGAGCGUGUAAGCACAGCUGUCGCACCAUGAUGUCAGGCCAAGCGCCACCUUCUUUAUCCGAUCAGUCGAAUGAUCUUUUACACUUUUAGCACAAAGAUGUCAGCCUUUUAUCGGCCGUUACAAACCGCAAACAUUCAUCACAAAAUGCAUUUUUAUCUUGUAUUAUUCUGUAGACGACACUUUGAGGGGUAAAAAAAACACUCCUUGUCACUACCUCUUGUAUAAUAUUGUGAAAAUGGCUGUGACUCACAGUAUCAGGCUGUUGAGAUAACGAUCAGUUGAGUUUAUGUUUUCUUUGUGUGACGGCGCCUUCUACAUAGAGCUGGAGAUGAGUGUUGG
Thalassophryne amazonica is the source of this 4849-nucleotide messenger RNA. RefSeq names its product dispatched RND transporter family member 3 (gene disp3). Gene Ontology annotation, cellular component: membrane. Bases 462 to 4520 code for a protein of 1352 amino acids. The transcript has 23 exons. NCBI's taxonomy places the organism in Eukaryota, Metazoa, Chordata, Actinopteri, Batrachoidiformes, Batrachoididae. The record is from RefSeq and is a predicted model, not a curated record.